Saccostrea cuccullata (small rock oyster) is the source of this 8868-nucleotide messenger RNA. RefSeq names its product polycystin-1-like protein 1. Gene Ontology annotation, biological process: kidney development; calcium ion transport. Lineage: Eukaryota; Metazoa; Mollusca; Bivalvia; Ostreida; Ostreidae. The record is from RefSeq and is a predicted model, not a curated record. Gene Ontology annotation, molecular function: protein binding; monoatomic cation channel activity. Gene Ontology annotation, cellular component: plasma membrane.
GAGAAGGGUUCCCACAUCGAGUUCCAGUUUGACUUUGGUGAUGGCACGACAACAGUGGUACAGGGGAGAGAAGAGAUGUUCCUUAACUACGUCAAAGGCAGCACGUCUCACAGAUAUACACAGGAGGGAGUGUUUAACAUCACGGUGACAGCAAUAAAUCCCCUUGGCAACAGAACAGCAACACUUGACAGGCUGUUCUAUGUACAGGCCUCACCGUUUGGAUUAAAGCUGGAUAAAUCCAUUUACUACACAAAACUUGGUGAUGUCACUGUUAUGCGUGCUACUUUCUCUCAUGGUACCAAUGUAACAUUUGACUGGAAGCUCGGAGACCAGACUGAUAUACUCAACAACUCAGGCUCGGUGAUGAGACACACGUACCAGACACGGGGAGAGUUCAGUGUGACGGUGAUAGCCAGAAACAGAGUGUCUUCCCAAACAGAACACGCCUUGGUGGUCGUCCAGAGUCUGAUACAAGGGGUGAGGUUGAUAACGAGCACCAACAUCACUGAGACGAACCAGGUGAUUGAGCUGAGAGCCGAGACGUUACCAGAACCGGGUCUGGGGACGUACCAUCACUGGAACCUGGGGGACAACCAGAAAGGAGUCCAGACAACAGAACCGGAGAUAGACUACAGAUACAGGAGAAACGGAAGAUUUAUUGCGACAGUAAAGGCUUACAACAAUAUCAGUCAGGCGGAGUCAGUGCCGGUAGAAAUCACCGUCCUGUCUAAAGUGAAGAACCUGGAGGUACGCUGUCUGAACGACUCGCUGGUUAACACGUCGCUGGAAUUCGCUGCGCUGAGUUACUCCGGCUCUAAUCUGACGUAUGUCUGGGACUUUGGAGACGGCACUCCUCCUCUACAGUCCACAGUCACCGGGCCUCAAAUCAGACAUACUUAUGUCAACGUGGGGAAGUACUUUGUGACCUUGACGGCCUACAACCAGAUCAGUAACGAGACAGACCGGAUAGAACUGUUUGUACUGGACCGAGUCUGUAAACUGCCAGAGUUUGACAUCCACAGCCGAGAGGUCACACAGGUUUCUCGAUCAGACCGGAUCUAUUUUGAGGCUGAGAUAACUCGCCUUCACUGUGAGUACACGCGUGAGAUAGAGUAUCAGUGGAGCUUUGUGAAGACACUCUCUAAAACUCCUGUGUUGUUCAAAAACAUGGAUCUUCCCCAGCUCCAUCAGCGAGUCCUUAAUCUUCCACCGAGAUAUCUAGAGCCAGGAGAAUACACACUGUCACUGAUGGUUAAGUACAGUGGUACAAUAGUGUAUGCUAUAAAGAAGACACAGUUUGAGGUGGUGCCAGCUCCACUCUCAGUCCACAUAGACGGUGGGGCCUUCAGACGGGUGGGUCAUACAGGAAACAUCACACUGAACGGAACAGAGUCUACAGACCCAAACUCACAGGACUCAGCUCAGUUAAGGUUUAACUGGACAUGCAGCCUAAGUCUGACAAACAUUGAGGAGCCCUGUUUCCUUGACAACCAGACUUUAGACCUGACUGAGUCGAUGCUGAGUUUUCCCGCCUCCUGGUUAGAGUCAGGAAGACAGUAUCUCUUCAUCUUAAAUGUCUCCACAAACGGACUAGCUUCCCAGAACAGCACACAAGUCAUAGAGGUGGAGUCCGGGUAUAUCACUAUAGAUGUGGGCCUGAGAUGUCCUCUGUGUCAGCGUGAUGUCAUCAAUGAGAAUGAACCAAUCAGGAUAGAGGCGGUUUGUCCCGAGUGCGAGGGUCAGACUGACGUUAGCUAUGACUGGACGCUGUGGUACGUGGAGGGAUACCAGGGGAUAGAGCCGCAGGAACCAAAGACCUGUAUCACCGCCGGGGAGUCACAGUUUGAACUCCUGAAGAAGUCGAACAGGACAGUCGUAAAGACAAUCACAGCUACAGGUCCAACUACCAAAGAAUAUAAAACUGAGGUCAGCACUACCUCGACUACAACAGCUUCAGAAGUAACACUUAACCUUGGCCCUGUGAUAAAUGAAGAUAGGUCAUCCAAGAACAGGGUCAUCACCAAUAGCAAUGGAGAUGUUACCACUAACAAUAAAGAAGAAGACAAGAUGGACUCAGACUUUCCCUUUAUCUCUGAGAACACUAAGGCUGUUGGUCGACGUAAGCCCGGGCUGACGAAACCGGAGCCCGGGAUUGUGUUUCCUGUGGAGGGGUCCCCUGGGGAGGUGGGCAGUUCUGAUGGCAGGAUCCCAGGACAAAUAGACAGCAUGGGAGAGAAAGAAGGCAGGGGUAGGGACCCAGGACAGAACACUGGAAGAGGGGGAGGGGAUGAUUCAGACAAAGUUCAUGACAAUGAGGAUCAGCAGUCUGUUCCCAGUGACUCUAUAGAUCUACUGAUUAACAGGAGAGCCAGCUUGAUGAUGAUCGCGCCUCACCAGACCAGCACGCCUGCCAACUCAAGGGCACUGGUCAUCAGACCCUACCAGCUGUCAGCGGCGAGAGCAUAUGUCAUCUCCCUCAAAGUCAAACAUGGUCAGAAAACAGGAAUGGCAAAGGAGACAUUUUACGUGAACUCGGGGCCAAUUAAUGGGAACUGUGAGGUGGCACCACUGUCAGGGGAAGAGUUCAGGACAGAGUUCAAGGUCUUCUGCAGGGAAUGGCAAGACCAGCAACAACCUAUUCAGUAUCAGGUGACCUUUGACCUGGGCAAUAACCAAUCAGAAGUCAUCUUGUACCGGGGCCUAAAAAAGAGUCUGCUGUUUACUUUACCUGCCGGCUUACCUGAAAAUAAGUUUAAAGUUUUCCUGAAGGUCUCAGUGCUGGAUGGACGAAAUGCUGCGGUACGACACUGCGUCACCUCCAUACAAGUCAGACCGGGCGCGACAAGUACGACCCCCGCACGGACCGGCGCAGGAGAUAGGACCAGUACAGCGGCCAGAGAUAGAACCAGUACAGGGACGACGGAACACCAAGGUCACGUAGAAUCAGGAAGUGAAAUCACAGACCACAAAAUAUUGGAGAUGAAGAAGAAAUAUGACGCCAGUUUGAAUAAAGACAACAGUCAGACUCGACUCCUAGCUCUGUACCUGGCCAUGCUGCUCAACAAGGGAGAUCACCCCCAACACAACAGUCUCUACAGGGGAGAGAACUCCAGCUAUGAUGCUGGAUUUAGACAUCAGGUUCUUUAUUCGCAGAUAAUGAGGAACCUCUGGAACCUGCCUAUACAGGACGAGGUAGAAGUGCUUCAGACACUGCAGGCUUUAGUACAGCUGACCUCAGAUUCACACAAGAUGAGCCAGGUGUCUCUCAGUGAUUCUACCUCCCUCCUACACAGACUCUUGGAGACGACCUUGACCUUGUAUGCCCAGAGACAGUCCCCCAUCCAGGGACUCCUGACCUUGGCCGUGGAAGCAGGGUCAAACAUCAUCAAGGCCGUCUCUAGGGCAGCCAUUGUUAACAAAGAUCUGUGGUUCUUCAGAGAGAAACUGUCCCAGAGUAUAAAGGCACUGGAAAGGUUUAUCAAGGUUAGCUCCCAUACCGAUCCAUUCCAGUUUGUUCAGAGAGGAGAAUUUAGUGUUAACUCUGAAGUUACUUCACUGAAUGUUUAUGAUUGCCAUGGAAACGGCCUAAACAGUCUCCAGGAUGAUGACCCAGUAACCAUUCAGUUACCACGGCAACAACAGAAGACUCAACAGGAGACAGUGUAUCAGCUACAGAAAUCCACCAUGAAUGUCCACCAGUUUAACUUGACUAAAACCAGCAUCCACCAAACACUGCACAUACAUGUAAAGAUGGUGCCAGAGAAUCGUGGCAGACUCUUCCCAACAGCUCUCCUUAUUGGAUACAAGAACCACCCUACCCCUCAGAGGUUCCUCCUGAAGAAAGAAACUCCAGCCACAGAAAACGAAAUCCAGAUGUUCUUACCAGCCGGCUAUUUCAAUGUUUCAGGAGAGUACUUUCUGGGUUUGGUGGAUGCUAAAUAUAACGCGGGCAGACCCCGCCCCGGGCAGGUACUGACACGGAACUACACACUACAGAUCUGGCACACACAGUGUCUAUACUGGCAGCAGGAGGAAACCCAGUGGUCACGUGACGGCUGCUGGACAACCUACCAAUCCACGUAUCACGUGACUCAUUGCAGAUGUAACCAUCUUUCCACUUUUGGCGCCUUCUUUGGAGAGACCGUACCUGUGUUAACACUAAUUCCUGUAGAAACCUUCUUUGAAGCCAACAAGAACGCCGUGUGUAUCACUGUCCUGGUGAUGUCGUUGGCUGUAUACACUAUUCUGAUGGUACUCUGUCAUAAGAUGGACCAGCACGACGCCCGGAAGGGAGGGAUUCUCUACCUCAGAGACAACGCGCUCAGUGACCAACAGAAAUAUGAAAUCAUCGUAGAGACGGGCUUCCGUAGGGGAGCGGGAACCACUGCAAAAAUAAGCAUUAUUCUUCAUGGUGAAGAAGGGAUGUCAGGAACAAGGGAGUUAAUCAGUGACGAUGAUAGACCAAUGUUCGAGAGGAACUCCAGAGACAAAUUUAUCUUAACACUACCAGACAGUAUUGGUAAAAUCUGGAAGGUUCAGAUCUGGCACAACAACUCUGGUUCCUCCCCCAGCUGGUACCUCAGUAGAGUCAUAGUAAAGGACCUUAACAAUGAGCGGAUAUUCUACUUUAUAUCUGAGAAAUGGCUGGCUGUUGAAGAGGAGGAUGGAAAAGUGGAGAGAGAAUUCUUGGCCUUAGAGGGAAACCUCGGAUUCAAAACGGUGUUCAUGACCAAGGGUACUCAGUACCUGGCUGACUACCACCUGUGGAUGUCACCCUUUACCUGUCCCUCCUACAGUCAGUUCACGCGCACUCAGAGGCUGACCUGCUGUCUCACUCUCUUCACUGUCUACAUGUGUCUGAAUACCCUGGUCUACCACUACACCCACAAAGAGGUCACAAUUUAUAACAAAUAUAAUGUACUGGACCUGUCCUGGAGCAGUAUAGCUAUCGGAGCAGUCUGUUGUGUUGUAGCCAUUCCUCUCAAUUUUCUGUUAUCCUUCCUCUUCAGGAGAAGCAAGUUAGUUCCUACAGACAACAAUAAGACUUCUUCAGCAGACGAUAAAGAUGAGGACGCGUAUCCCAGCGGGAAACCGAUAUUUUCGCACUCUAAACUGAAGUUAAUUGUACAGCCGAUCAUGACGUGGACUUUAUUGACAUUACUGGACCAAUCAAUUCUUAACUGGCCAGCCAUUCAGGGUUGGGCACAGAAACAGUGGAUUAAACGGCAGCAUACAACAAUAAAGGAAUGUCCCUCUUCAACAACAGAUACCUUACUAAACAGAUUGAUAGGUUCGGAUACCGACAUGGCGUCCAGUGGAUUUGAGGACUCGAACAGCACAGAUCCACGUCCUCACGUGACCAGUAGCUCACCUGUCAGUAACUCACCCUCCAACAGCAUAAAGAACAAGACAUCCUCAGAAAGCAGUCAAACUCCCAGUAAAUGUCCGGCAGCUUCUAAGAAGAACCCUAGCUCGCGCCUGCUCCUACCCACAUGGAUGACGUACGUGGCCUGGUGUCUGUGUGUCGUCAUUAUCGUCUGCUCGGCGGUGGUCACAGUGUGGCUUGGUUUCAGGUUUGACGAGGUCCGCAGUGUCCUGUGGUUGCAGUCCCUCUACAUCAGUCUACUGGCCUGUGUCUUCCUGGUCCACCCUAUCAUUAUUGUGUUGGCAGUCCUGUACACCCUCCUGAGGUAUCGCUGUGACCCUACUACACUGGACCAUUAUGAAGAGUCGUAUUUCGGGGAAACUGCAGAGAGGGAGAUACAGCGCAGGAAGAAGGAACAGUUGUGUGAGAAUGGGAGCGAGGCUGAGGAGCUGGAAAAGGCUGUGGCCGCCCGCCAGAGAUCUAGGUAUUUACGAUUUGCCAGACCUCCACAAGAAAAACAGCUGAUAGAAGCCCGAAAAAACGUCAUGAAAGAGAAGAAGGCCAUUUCCAUUCUCCUAGAUGUUGUCUCGCUGCUAGUAACGUUUCUUAUCGUGUCUGUGAUGGCGUACGGUAAAGAUGUACAACCAGAGUAUCAUCUGAACAAAGCUGUGUAUAACCACUUUAUAAGAGAAGGCAGUCCGAACUUUGCUUCCAUAAAGAGUAGAGAAGAGUGGUAUGAAUGGGCGUCAACAUCUCUGAUAGACAAAAUAUACGUCAGUAAUUCAGGCAGGAAGCAGAAACCGAUUUUAAAAGGAACUAGUUAUAUAAUCGGAGACGUGCAAUUAAGAAAAGUUAAGGAAGAAGAGAGAGGGUGUGCUGACAUGAGUUCACUCCCUUAUAUGUCUCUAAAGUGUAGAAAGUUAUCCUCAUCACGUGAACAAGAUGGAGAUAACGACACCUAUAGCGGGAAAACUUCACCUUACCUGUUGUUUGGGCGCCAUGGUAUCUAUGACAACUCAGGAUACGUUCUUAAGUUAGAUCACUCAAGACAUCAAGCUUGGAAUCAAAUACGAAAUUUAACCUCUACAAACUGGAUAGACGUGUAUACUAAAGCAGUUUUCAUCGAAUUCACUCUGUUCCACCCUCCUUCUGGUCUGUUUACUUCCGUUAUCAUGUUUCUAGAAAUACCGGAUACGGGUCGAGUGUUUCCUAGCAACAGUAUCAGCUCUACCUAUCUUUAUAGAUACACAUCAAGGGCAGACCACUUCGUCUUGUUUUGUGAGGUGAUAUUCAUCUUGUUAACCGUGUGGCGAUUGAAGAUGGUGGUUUGCCAGGCCAUUAAGCUCCGUUCGAGUUUCCUUCAAUGUGGCUGGGAAAUCCUUCAGGGUAUCCUUUGUGUGGUGUCGGUGACCUACAUAGGAUGUAGUGUGUACAGAUACUUUCUUGUGUCAGACGUCCUGGAGCUACAACAGAGUACCUACAAUGAAGAGUUCGUUGACGUUUCCUUCAUUACGUUCUGGGACGAGAUGCUGCGUUGUAUGGUGGGCUUUAUCAUGUUUAUCGUCAUCUUACAAUCACUUCGGCUUCUACGCUACGAGAGGAUGUUUCUUCUGUUCGGCAGAAUCUACAGUCGAGCUCACAAAGAACUGAAGCUUCUAGCGGUUCUGAUGAUAAUCCUAUUACUGGCCUUUGCUUCCCUCGGACACGCCUUAUUUCGGGCCUUCUUCCACGGUUUUGUGGAUUUUUGGAGCAGCAUUUUGACUGUUUCCGCCAUUUUUUCUGGGCGAUAUGUCGACUUGACGUCAGAACCCUCGCUCAUUCACGCUACCCGGAUUUUCAUCUUAUUCAGCACAGUGUUAAGCCUUGGUCUGGGAACAGCAUAUGUUGUUGUUUUUCUUACGUACCGCUUUCAUGUAAACAAGAGACGUCAACAUAAAAUGUCGGCUCUUUGUUGCCCUGAAACAUUCGCAUAUUAUUGGCGCAUGCUCCGUCAGAUGUCAGGAAGGUCGACCUCUGAUGUAAACAGUGAACCGGAAAUAGAACCGGAUAAUACACUUCCACCUGAAUUCACGAUGGCUGAGGUGGAGUACCAAGUAGAGGAACUGUUCUUCAGAAUAUCCGGUUUAUCUGGAUCACACGGUCUACCAGAGAAACCUAACAACUAUUUCACAGACUCGGACGGAACUUACACUGCAGGGGAUGAUGGGAUAUCUAGUGGUGGAUCUGAGGUACCAGAUGAGGAGAGAUUAGAACAUCGCGUCCAUCAGAUUGAGGACAACCUUUGCUCAGCAGAACCGUACCUGGCCCAGCUUCUGAAGAUAGAUAACAUCGGCGUACACGACCUGUCUAGGGAUCAAGAAAAUCAAAUCAGUUUAAAAUAUAUAUUUAAGACAUACGACAACCAAAAAGAUACUGCUAAAGCUAAGACUCACAAUGGGGAUGUAGAUCUAAAUCAAUUAAAUCUCAAACCGAACGUACAUACAGAAGGAAGUGACGCAGAACGCCGAUCCGCGGACGCUAGUUCCUCUAAUCCGGACUCCCCGGAAUCCAUGAAGAACUCCACAACAAAAGCCAAGAAAACCAUUCAGCGAGACCCGUCCCCGGAGAUCACACAAAACGUGACCAAGACCAAACCACAGGGACCAAAGGCAACCAAAAAACCGGAAUUACCCACAAAACCCACAUUUAUAAUGCAUGGACCAGUACGAGGCGCGCUGUCUACUGACGUCACCAAACCAUCCUUAAUCAGCAGUCCGACAUUACGACAACUCAAGUCAGAUAAAACGGGACUCCGAGGGGAGCGGGGCGGCGUGAGAGGUGAAAGUAACAGCGGAAGUAGUAUUACAGAGUCUAGUUCCGGGUCAGAACAGGACGCUAUACAUGGACAUAUACCCGCCAUUGGGAAACGGAACUUACGUAAGACAAAGUCCCGUGGUAAGGGGAAGGGACCCGUGAAUCUGUCGUCAGUUUUGUUAGAUGAAAUCGAAGGUGAACACCACCACACAGAGAGCAGUGGUAAUAUGGAGGACCAUUUUAUUAUUCCCGAGCACGAUCCACUAGAAGACGAGAAUGACAAUGUGGAUUUAGAAUCUUGAAUAAAUACAGAUGUUCUAUAAGUGAUAGGUGAAUAAAUACAGAUGUUCUAUAAGUGACAGGUGAAUAAAUACAGAUGUUCUAUAAGUGACAGGUGAAUAAAUACAGAUGUUCUAUAAGUGACUAAAUACAGAAUGAUGUUCUAUAGGUGAAUAAUUACAGAUGUUCUAUAAAUGAAUAAAUACAGAUGUUCUAUAAGUGAAUAAAUACAGAAACAUGUUCUAUAAAUGAACAAAUACAGAUGUUCUAUAAAUGAACAAAUACAGAUGUUAUAUAAAUGAAUAAAUACAGAUGUUCUAUAAGUGAACAAAUACAGAAUCAUGUUCUAUGAGUGAUACAUGUAAGUGCAUGAUACUGAUGUCCUAUAAGUGAAUAAAUACAGAUGUCCUAUAAGUGAAUAAAUAUAGAAU